Messenger RNA from Arctia plantaginis, 312 nucleotides. NCBI's taxonomy places the organism in Eukaryota, Metazoa, Arthropoda, Insecta, Lepidoptera, Erebidae. The record is from the annotation of a GenBank genome assembly.
AUGGAGCGAUACACUCCCCAAGAACGCGGAAUAAUCGUGUCUAUUUUUUUGUGUAACAAUUCGUCUGUGGUGUUGGCGCAGCGCGAAUUCCGUCGCCGAUUCCCCGGUCGUCCGGCACCGACUGCGCAAACACUGCGCCGUUUGGCCACCAACCUUGAAGAGUAUGGAACCACACGAGACGUUGCCAAGAGUGGCCGGCCCCGGAGCCCCCGUUCUGCCGAGAAUAUCGCCGCUGUUGCCGAGGAUGUCGAGUUGUCGCCAGAAACAUCGACCAGACGCCGUGCCUCGCAAUUAGCCAUCAGUGAUCCCUAA